GAUGUUAAUCAGUUAAUAAAAAUCAAGUAAUUCUUCUUUGUAUAUCCAGCACUCACAGUUAAAAUGUGGAAGGAACUCGCAAUUGUGCUGGGAUUAGUCAGCUAUACAGUUACAGGGUUUCAAGUCCAUGAAACAAUUCACUACGGGGGUAACGGUGCACCAAGAACUUAUCAUUACGAAAGUCCUGGAGGAGCUGUCCACACCGAAGUGCAUGUCGGUAUUGGUGGAGGAGGAGGGACGGGAGGAGCAGUAGCAGGUCAAGCAGGAGGUAAUAAUAACAAUGGAUAUCAAGGCUACAAUAAUGGAUACAACUAUAAUGGAUACAAUUAUAAUGAAUACAAUUAUGGCAACAAUAACGGGUAUUCUCAAAAUCAACAGUACCAGUAUAGCUACAAUAAUCCUGUCAGAUAUAACACUUACUACUAUCAAGGAGCCAAUGUGAAUGGCGAAUCUAAUGGAGGACAGCAAAAUGGUGGUAACGUUAAUUAUAAUCUAAAAGUUAAUGUACAUGGAGAAGGCAAUGGAGGUCAGCAAAACGAAGGUUACAAUAAUUAUAAUGUUAAUGUAAAUGGAGAAGCCAAUGGAGGUCAGCAAAACGGAGGUUACAAUAAUUAUAAUGCUUAUGUAAAUGGUGAAGCUAAUGGAGGACAGCAAAAUGGUGGCAACGCUAAUUAUAAUUACAAUGUUAAUGUAAAUGAAGAAGCUAAUGGAGGUCAGGAAAACGGAGGUUACAAUAAUUAUAAUGCUUAUGUAAAUGGAGGGGCUAAUGGAGGACAGCAAAAUGGUGGCAACGCUAAUUAUAAUUACAAUGUUAAUGUAAAUGGAGAAGCCAAUGGAGGUCAGCAAAACGGAGGUUACAAUAAUUAUAAUGCUUAUGUAAAUGGAGAAGCUAAUCCAGGACAACAAAAUGGCGGUUACAAUAAUUAUAAUAUUUAUGCCAAUGUAAAUGGAGAACCUAAUGGAGAACAGCAAAAUGGUGGUUACGCUAAUUAUAAUUAUUAUGGAUAUUAUCCUCCAAAUUAUUAUUAUUAUAAUGCUGAUGGAACCAUUAACAAGGACGCUGAAAACUCUCCUCCAAAUAACAAUGAAUUUAAUGCUAACGUAAAUUACUACAAUAACUAUCAGGGAUAUUACAAUAAUUAUCCGCCAAAUAAUAUGCAAUACAGAUACUAUACAGGUGGAGACCAGUUUCAUCUAGAAGUGGAUAAAGGAGGGCUGACGAAAGUUGACAAAACAAUUAAUCUUCCUGACUAUAAAGGAAACGGAGCUAUGGCCAAUUUCAACAUUGAUGUUAAUGGUAACGGAGACGGAGCAGCUUUUUAUAACUUUCAACAACCGAGUAGCAAUCAAAAUGCAGGAGGAGAAACUUACAACUAUUAUUAUUUACCACCACAGUUCCCAGGACCUCCUCCUGGACCUGAACCAUAUCCUGUGCCUGUACCAUAUCCUGUGCCAAUGCCGUAUCCUGGACCACCCGGAGCAUAUCCAGUGCCACUACCAUAUCCUGGACCGCCCGGAGCAUAUCCUAUACCACCCGGAGCAUAUCCUGGACCAUUUCCUUUCCCGCCAUUUCCACCAGAUUUCACCCCGAUUCCCAUGACAACUGGCCCAGAAGAAACAACUGGUAGUGGAGUUACGGCCACCACAGCCUCACAAGUUGAUACAACAGGGACAGGAACUGCUACAACAGGCACUGGCACUACUGGAACUGCUACAGCAAGCACUGGCACUACUGGAACGGCUACAACCGGUACUGAUACGACUGGAACUACUGAAACUGGAACAACUGGUACUGGUACUACUGGAACUGCUACAACAGGCACUGGUACUACUGGAACAGGAACUGCUACUACUGGAACAGGAACUCCUGGAACAGGUUCAGGGGGCAAUGGAAAUGGAGGGGCGGGUGGCAGUGGAGGUGGAUCAGGAGGCAAUGGAGGUGCAGGUGGUGGAGCAGCAGCAUUUGGUGGAGGAGCAGCAGGUGGUGGACGAGGAGCAGGUGGUGGAGGAGCAGCAGCAGCAGCAGCUGGUGGUGGAGGAGCAGCAGCAGCAGCAGGUGGUGGAGGAGCAGCAGCAGCAGGUGGUGGAGGAGGACAGGGAGGUGGCAUGAGACGUAGUGCAAAUGGUUACUACAAUAGGAACAAUAAAGUUAGAAAAAGUAGAGACGGUAAGAGAGGAAAACAAGGAAAUGCUAAAGAUGGUUACUACUUUAUAGAAUACAUAUAUGAGCCAGAUGGAGAAACCAAAACAGUUACAAUUCCUGCUGAUGCUCUGUCGGCAGGCAUUAGAGCAAAAUACGAAGCAGCUGAAGGCAAUAACGGUGUUGUUGAUGAGUAUUACGUCAUCUAUCAAGAUGAUGGCAAUGGAGGAGUUACAUCGAUAAUCGUACCCGCAUCUGACUAUAAGACUGAUGGCAAUAACGAAGUGGGGUACUUUGCUUUCCGAUAAGACAAGAACAUAGCUUCACCAACUGCAAAAACGAAGGAGAAUUUCGCAUUAGUUCAUUGUUCACUCCUCCAUUAGAAGAUACAGGGUAACUGGAUUUUACGUUCAAAGAAAAUAGAAAACUUGCAAUCACCAUUUUCUCUAAUGUAUCAAGUAAAUAUUCCUUGUAUUGUACUGUGAAUGAGUGUCGUAUCCAUGCAUUAAAAUUUAUUUGGUAUCA
This is a messenger RNA of Parasteatoda tepidariorum (common house spider), 2665 nucleotides long. RefSeq lists its product as uncharacterized. Lineage: Eukaryota; Metazoa; Arthropoda; Arachnida; Araneae; Theridiidae. The record is from RefSeq and is a predicted model, not a curated record.